CACCUUAUUCCCUUCCAGCGGUCACUGCAUCUGUAACGCUUGCGUUUCAGCAUGGUUUCUGGAUAUUAUUUUUGCAUAUUUUAAUAGCACCUGCGUUUAUUCAGCAAGAUAAGUUUAAGAGUGUGGGGUCCUCUCUUUUGGCUUGUGGGAUCUCAUGGGCAGUGUGCUGGCUCUGUCAACCCGCCCCGGGCGACAAAACUCCCCCUUUCCACAAGAUAGACCCUUAUCACGAUGGGAUAGGAGAGAUGGACGGCUGCCUAACCCAGGGAGCUUUGAUGGUCUGCACCGCAAUUGUAAAGAUGUAUUUCCACAUCAGAUUGAAGGUGUAAAGCUUGUAAUAAAUAAGACCCUCAGCAGUUUUUUCAAGGUCAGUCACACAUUUCACCUCAGUGCUGUUGCUCCGUCUAGUUAUCGCUUCCAUGCUGAGCAUCUACAAUCAGACACUGACAGCAAAGAAACGGACUCACCUAUGCUUAUUGGGGAAAUGGACUCCUCUGGCAGCUUAAAUGCACACUCUUUGUUCCAUCUCAGUGAGAAAAUAAGAGCUAAAGCCGUAUUUCAGACUCAGCAGGCACAGUUUGUCACGUGGCAGUUUGAGACAGAAUACAGAGGUAGUGACUUUACAGCUGCGGUUACUAUGGCCAACCCUGACGUUCUGAGGGAAUCAGUUAUCAUGGUUGCACACUUUCUUCAAAGUGUUUCCCCACAGCUGGUACUGGGGGGUGAGCUCGUAUACCAUCGAGGUAGAGCAGAAGAAGGUGGCAUACUCACCCUGGCAGGCCAGUACUCAGGGGCAAAUUGGAUUGCAACACUGAACGCAGGUAAAGGAGGCGCACAUGCCAGCUACUACCACAGGGCCAACAAACAGAUUCAGGUGGGAGUGGAGUUUGAGGCGAGUACUAGGACCCAAGAGACAACCUUUUCCUUUGGUUACCAGAUGGAACUUCCUGAAGCUAAAAUGGUUUUCAGAGGAAUGAUGGACAGCCGCUGUAUUAUUGGUGGGGUCCUGGAGAAGCGGCUUUACCCUCUUCCUGCCACAUUGAUCAUGGGUGCCUUUGUCAACCACAGAGCGGACAAGCUGCAGGUCGGUCUUGGGGUCAACGUUGGUUAAAUACAAGGACACAAAUUCACUAGAAGCCCUUCUUAAGACUUUGGGGACUUCAGAAAACCACCUUCACCAUUCCAAAGGCACUAGUCCACCACCGACUCUGGACAGAACAGGCAUUUCAACCAAAGCUCUGUUUGCCAUACUGAAAAAUAAUGCAGUUCUUUACAGGCAUUAAUGAUGGCUGAAAAAGUCCAGGAACACCAAGACCUCUAUGUUGGUCCCAUCCUGUAUUGAAGGUUUUGCUGUUUUUGGUCUUAUGUGACCCCUAAGUAACCUGAGAUAAACUACUGAGGUAUAUUCAUUGAUUAUCUUAUUUAUAAGAACAACGUAUAAGACCAAGAUCUAACGUAUAAAAACAAGAUGGCAACCUCUGUAUCUGUUAUUGUAACCCCAUAACUCUCUGGAUACCCUACAAAUGAAUUUACAAUCUUUAUUUUGCUAGCGCACUUUGUUGUUCUUUUGGUGAACAAUUAAUCUGUGCUGAAAAAAAAGACAUUUAUUUUGGUAAUCUUCAAUCAAAGACCGUUUGCUUCCAAAUUUGAGGUGUCAGUCUUUAUCUUAUUGAUUUUGUUUGAUGGCUUCGGCCACAAUUUUCUUACCCAUGCCGUUAUUACCGUUAGUUUGCUAUGAGAGAAUGAUGCGCAAAAUAAAGUCUUAUCCCUUACUCAAUAUUCAGUUUCAGUCAGAAGUACAUCAGCAUACUGAAAUAAAAGUCUCAGCAGCUUCUGAUGCAUGUGAGACUUUAAAGGCUUUUCUUUGAGGUUAUUUUAUAAUGGCAGGUAGGACAAUGUAAGGUGUGUACUGAAUAAGUAUACAUUAUGCAUGAGAUAUUACAAGUGUUUUUUUCACAUUGACCAAAUAUCUCAGUAUAGUCAGAACUGUGGUGCAGUAGAGCACAUUGUUAUGAACAGUAACAACCAGUGGUUGCUCCAUCAGGAAUGGAAAUAUGAAUUCCGCCUGAAUAAUAUUGGGAUCUGCAACAAAGAUAAUGUCAUGCAGACUCCAGUUCCAACCCUGCCCACUGCUCCAAUGUGUUUGACUGGAGCUCAAGCUGAAAUAUGUACUAAUGUACAGAGAAAUAGAGAUCUAUGGCAUAAUUAGUGAAUGAGUCAAGGUUUUCCCUGUGAUUUGCUUGCUCACACAGAGGCUAGAGGACCUCAGAUGGAUAAGGUAAAUAUGUCGUACAAUGUGACUGACGCAAAUUUCUGAACUGAGCUUACGAAACACGAACUAAGGGCGGAGUGAAAACUGAAUUUAGCUGCAGCGUCUACAUGGGUAAUGUAAAUAGUUUUAAAGUGCAUUGAUAGCUUCAGGCACUUUCACGCCCCUGGCAACACAGGCUCAUUGGAAAUACAUGCUUCAACCUACAUUUUUAUGAAAUAUCAAGAACGUACUUAGAAUUAUUUUUGGCAACAGUUUGUAGGUAAAAUGAACGCUACGGGGCAAUGUGACGGCAAUCACUUUUGUUCCUUUUCACAUUAAUGAUAUCUACAGGGACAUUUUAAUGAUGAGUGAAUGAUUAUUUUGUGCAGUUCUUUGCACAGCACCAAAUAAACAACACAAAACUAUUUAACACUGUCUAUGAUUUGUAAUUGGAUAUGUUUGCCUAAUCUUUCUAUCUCCAUUUGGACAAUUUUUCUGGCGUGGUCACUUUGCUCAGUAGCUCACCUUGUACAUUGGUGAACUUGCAAGGUUCGAGUCCAGUGAAAAACAGUUCUACAAAAGAGAUCAAAGCAAUGCAAAGUCAAGGUAAAACUGUGAGGUCGCAAAGCAUUUUUUUGUCAGGUUUGCUUUUGAAAACAUGAUUGGUUGGG
Messenger RNA from Danio aesculapii, 2922 nucleotides. RefSeq lists its product as uncharacterized. Bases 155 to 1111 code for a protein of 318 amino acids. Gene Ontology annotation, cellular component: mitochondrial outer membrane; mitochondrial outer membrane translocase complex. The record is from RefSeq and is a predicted model, not a curated record. The transcript is spliced from 10 exons. Gene Ontology annotation, biological process: protein import into mitochondrial matrix. Gene Ontology annotation, molecular function: transmembrane protein transporter activity. Lineage: Eukaryota; Metazoa; Chordata; Actinopteri; Cypriniformes; Danionidae.